AUGGACUCCCUAAACCCCUCCCUCAGCGCCUCCGAUCCCAAAGCUGCCCUCAUGAGACAAGUCCAGCAAGAGGCCGCCAUCAAUAACGCACGCCAACUCAUAUCCAAAAUGAACAGCCACUGCUUUGAAAAGUGCAUCCCGACGCCCGGCAGCUCAUUAUCAUCGAGGGAAGAAAAAUGCUUCACGACGUGCAUGGAGAAAUAUAUGGCGGCGUGGAAUACAGUCAGCAGGCAGUACAUUGGGCGGAUACAGAAAACGGCAGGUGGGGGAGCAGGAAGUGGCGGGGACAUGGGGGAGUUUGGGAUAUGA
Letharia columbiana is the source of this 309-nucleotide messenger RNA. RefSeq lists its product as uncharacterized. NCBI's taxonomy places the organism in Eukaryota, Fungi, Ascomycota, Lecanoromycetes, Lecanorales, Parmeliaceae. The transcript is spliced from 2 exons. The coding region runs from base 1 to 309 and encodes 102 amino acids. The record is from RefSeq and is a predicted model, not a curated record.